AUGACCUUCUCGCCAUCGUUUGACGACAGAGCUGACUUUGAGAACGCCACACGAGGGUUUAUCAAUUCACUGAAACCAUGUAUCAUACGAAAUGCCAGUGGCCGCGUAGUGUGGAACAAUGACGAAUACGAUUUUCUUCGCGACGCAGACUGCCCUGCAACGGCCGAGCCAAAGCUGUGGCGACAAGGCCAAUUGAACUCAAUCCAGGGCCUUUUCCUAGUGACUGAUGGAAUAUACCAAAUCCGAGGUUUCGAUCUCUCAAACAUGACCGUCGUUGAGGGAAAUAAAGGUGUUAUUGUGAUUGAUCCGCUGACGUCCGUCGAGUGUGCAGCGGCUGCACUAGCGCUUUACCGUGAACACCGGGGAGACCGGCCAGUAACUGGUUUGAUCUACUCUCACUCACAUGUAGAUCAUUUUGGCGGAGCUCAGGGUGUGCUGCCAUCAGGCACGAAUACAUCGAUACCUAUUAUCGCCCCGCAGGGAUUCAUGGCCGAAGCGACCAGUGAGAAUAUAUACGUCGGCGACGCCAUGCGCCGGCGUGCAGGCUAUAUGUAUGGCAUGCGAUUACCGAAAGGGCCAGACGGUCACAUUGGCUGUGGUCUUGGAAUGAUGCCCUCUAGUGGGACAAUGUCAUUGAUUCCUCCAAACGUCUCUAUCUGCCACACAGGCGAGGAACGCACGGUGGAUGGCGUUCGGAUUGAAUUUCAAAUGGUCCCUGAGACUGAAGCACCGGCAGAGAUGAACUUCUAUUUUCCCGACCACGAAGCACUUUGCAUUGCUGAAUGUGCGACACAUUGCCUUCACAACAUAAUCACCCUUCGCGGGGCUCUGGUUCGUGACGCGAAGGCUUGGGCACGCUAUCUCGAUGAAACAGCAGUGCUAUAUGGACAAAAAGCCAAUGUGCUGUUCGCUGGCCACAAUUGGCCGACCUGGGACCAGGCCAAAAUCGUCAAGUUCAUAUCGGAGCAACGAGACCUCUACACCUACCUUCAUGAUCAAACUGUGCGGAUGAUGAAUCUCGGCCUGACGGGCAUCGAGAUUGCGGAAAGAUUCUCCCUCCCGCCGGCAUUGCAAAUGGCAUGGCAUACACAGGGUUACUAUGGCUCUGUUAGUCAUAAUGUCAAGGGCAUCUACCAACGCUAUUUGGGUUGGUUCGAUGGGAACCCAGCACACCUAUGGGAGUACCCAGCAGCUGAAGCUGGUCAAAGAUACAUUGAUUGUAUGGGAGGUCUGGACGAGAUUGUUCGGAAGGCAAAGGAGUACGCUAGUAACGGCGAUUCACGCUUCGCGGUGACAUUAUUGGGCCAUGUCAUAGCCGCUCAUCCCGAGCACAAAGAGUCAAGACUUGAGCUGGCAUCUGUAUACAGGAAACUUGCAUAUGGCUGUGAAAAUGCGACAUGGCGCAACUUCUACCUUUCCGGUGCCCAGGAUAUGUGCUCUCCUGCAGUGCUAGAUCGACUGGAACACCCGAAGCGUGAAUACAUGGCUGCACUAUCAAUGGAACAACUGCUUACUCUUCUGUCCGUUCAAUUAGAUGGACCCAAAGCUGCAGAAGAAUCCUUCACGAUAGACCUGCAUCUGCAUGAUGAAAAGCAACGUUGGCGGUUAAUUUUGAGCAACGGGGCGUUGACAUAUCGUAUCACAACAGGUCAGGACAGGUCGAUUGGCACAUCCAGUUUGCGUUUAACCCUCACAAAGAACGAAUUGGUGGAGAUAUUGAAUGGGCGUGGAGGCAUCCCAGAUAACAGUUCAGAGGGUGACGUGAGCCUGCUCUUCAGGUUAAUGAGAUUGGUUGGGGCAUCUGCACCCCAACAGAGCCAUUUGUAG
Molecule: messenger RNA, 1827 nt
Organism: Aspergillus pseudonomiae
Lineage: Eukaryota; Fungi; Ascomycota; Eurotiomycetes; Eurotiales; Aspergillaceae
Product: alkyl/aryl-sulfatase
Exons: 1
Coding region: 1-1827 (608 amino acids)
Biological process (GO): dodecyl sulfate metabolic process
Molecular function (GO): linear primary-alkylsulfatase activity; protein dimerization activity
Source: RefSeq, a predicted model, not a curated record